AUGCUCGCUCCAGAGCCCAGAGCCUGCAGUGCAUGCAGCAAAACCAAGCGAAAAUGUAGCAGAGAGCUUCCAUCAUGCAGUCGAUGCCAGUCUCGCGACCUCGAGUGCGUCUAUCCCGCUCCGCGACCGUCGUGCUUCGUGCUCUGCGGCGACGACCCGCUGCGGGAGGACGAGCUCCCCACCCCGACGCUGUCCGCACUGGAGCUGCCCCCGACGCCGUCCGAUCUGAUGCCAUCGUGCUCAGGUCCACUGGCCUGGCCCACGCUGUCCGACCUGCAAGAAGCGUGGUUCCUAACGCGAGAGUCAUGGACCGUUCAGCCUCUCGACAAUAUCCACCUAACUCCAACCCCGAUAUCCGUCGGCUGGAGGUAUGUCAAUCGCAUCCGAGGAUGGCUGGCGGACUGGACGACCGGUAUUCGGAAUCCGCUCAUCCACUCUCGGCUGUACGAGACCCGCCUGCCGAACUGCAUCCAGGACGCCUUCAUGGCGCUGUCGAGCUAUCACUCGCGGACACCUGCCACCGAGGAGUUCGUAUACCGGAUUCUCGAGUCUCGUGCGGAAUCUCUCGUCGCGGAAUCGAGUGAAUCGGACGCUGAGCUGGAUUGUUUCGAUCACGUCAGUCGCGUGCAAGCCCUGGUCGUCUACUCGUCCAUCCGCCUGUUUGACAGCGACAUCCGACAGCGCUAUCUGGCAGAGCAACAGCUACCGAGGCUGUAUGCCUGGUCCAACGCCAUGCUCUCGCACGCUGCAGAAAACAGACACCUGCUGCUCUCCAGCGCCCUAGAGGAUAUCGCCCCCGGUCUCACCCAGCCUGUGUCUGCAAUGCAGCAGGAGGAAGUCCUCUGGAGGGCAUGGAUCCGGUCCGAGAGCAUCCGACGCACGUGGCUGGUGGCGCAAAUGCUGCAUGCGGUCUACCUGACCAUGCAGGGGCGGUAUGUCGGGUGUCCCGGGGGUGUCAUGUUUACGAAUAGAAAGGGCGCGUGGGAAGCCGAGUCUGCGCAUUCCUGGAUGAAGCUGUGCGCCGAGAAGAACGUGGGAUUCAUGCACCGGAGCCGGAUGUAUGCGGUGAUGGAGGAAUAUCGGCCAGAUGAGGUGGAUGAGUUUGGGAAGUCGAUUAUGGAGUUGGAUUUUGGGGUGGACAGGAUGGAGAAUUGGGGGUGUUGAUAUAGAUGCUUUGCUGUACAUAUCUCUUGCUUAAUACAUACACUAGCU
Messenger RNA from Aspergillus steynii IBT 23096, 1212 nucleotides. RefSeq names its product Zn(II)2Cys6 transcription factor domain-containing protein. Gene Ontology annotation, molecular function: zinc ion binding; DNA-binding transcription factor activity, RNA polymerase II-specific. NCBI's taxonomy places the organism in Eukaryota, Fungi, Ascomycota, Eurotiomycetes, Eurotiales, Aspergillaceae. Gene Ontology annotation, biological process: regulation of DNA-templated transcription. Bases 1 to 1164 code for a protein of 387 amino acids. The transcript has a single exon. The record is from RefSeq and is a predicted model, not a curated record.